GCUCACCUACUAGCUAAGGUUACGCUGAAAUAGCCUCUCAAGGCUAUCAGGUUAGGUAAAAAUUAAAUAAAAAAUCUAUUAAUAAAAAAACAAAUAGUUUUUGUUUUAAGAACAAAAAAUGUUAUUGUACUUAUGGGCUAUGUUUCUUUUGCUUUUCAAAGAAAGAAAACGUCAUUAAUGUCAAUUACAAUUUCGUUUUAAUUGUCAACACUGUACCGUACCUACCUACCUCCAACAUUAUUUAAAAAAGGGAAAUUAAUUUCUAUUUCAACAUUUAAAUAUUGUAAGUUACUGCUAACUGAUAAACAUGGAAUGUCCACACCUAGCUGUGUCGUGGGAAUCGUAUCGAAGUAGUAUAUGCAACGGAUUGACCACACUCCAGCAGCGUGGCGAGUUUGUGGAUAUGACCCUUGCAGCUGAUGGACAUUUGGUGAAAGUACAUCGCAUGGUGCUAUGCCUCGUUAGUCCAUACAUCAAGACCCUUAUAGCCUCUGUAGAUUGUCCACACCCAGUUAUAUUCCUUAAUGAUAUAUCAUAUGAGGUUUUACAAGCAAUCUUACAGUAUAUUUACACUGGAGAGGUGAUAGUCAGCAAGGAGAACUUUAAGUCAUUCAUGACAGCUGGGAGAGCACUCUGCAUCAGAGGCUUGGACGAUAUGCCUGUAAAUGAAGAUACAGUAAAAGGAGACCAAAUCAAUAUGAACGAAUACAAUAAUGAAGUCAGUGAAAACCUGAAUGUAGUAAAAGAAUCUACAGGCACAGAAUCUAUGGAUGAUAUGUUGAUUAAUACUGAUGAGGGAAUGCAUGAACCAGAAGCUAAUGAUGGAACAAAGGAGCCAACACUUCAGUAUAGUCUGUCGAACCACGGUAACUUACAACUGGUACUGAAUAGAUAUGUUUACAACAUGAAAUACUAUAGCCGCAAAUCUGGUAAUCGAAGUUGGAAAUGCGUCGACGGUUCGGGGAAGGAACCACGCUGUCGUGCCUCAGUACUCACCAACAGUUCUAGGGUUGUCAGAAGGUACUUUUACUUUAUUCGCUAACGAUCUUACAAGCUACCUGGUGUUGAGAAUGGAUUUCAUAGACAUAUUAUUACACCUCAACUUAGUCAGAAACAUGCAACCAUGAGCUGUACUUUUAAUAUUAGUUUAAUUUGUUAUAAUAAAAUAAUAUUUAAUAUUAACCUGAUAGAUAUUGCUCACCCUGCCCUAGUUUCUUCAUUACUCUUAGAAAUUCUUUCACAAUCAUCAUCAUCAUCAUUAAAAUCUAUAUAUGUAUUUAAAAAUGAAUUGGUGUUCGUUUGUCUCGCUAAAACUCGAGAACGGCUGGACCGAUUUGGCUAAUUUUGGUCUUGAAUUAUUUGUGGAAGGCCAGAGAAAGUUUAAAAGGUAGAUAAAUAUGAAAAUGCUCGGAAUUAAAUAAAAAUAACAAUUUUUGUUUUCCCUUUGAUGUGUCCCUCGUCGGACGGAUUCCUUUUGUUUGUUUUAAGUUUAUUUUAUACAAAAGGUUAGGUAGGUCUUUUAUUUAUCGAUUGAGGCACUACGAAGUCUGCCGAGUCAGCUAGUUAUAUAUAAAAAGCGUGCAAUAGAAAAUUUGCAAUGAAUUCAUUUAUUCUCACAGAACCGGUUUACACAAUCAUCCGUUUCAUGACAAGAAAA
Molecule: messenger RNA, 1657 nt
Organism: Bombyx mori (domestic silkworm)
Lineage: Eukaryota; Metazoa; Arthropoda; Insecta; Lepidoptera; Bombycidae
Product: longitudinals lacking protein-like
Exons: 6
Coding region: 308-1042 (244 amino acids)
Biological process (GO): regulation of transcription by RNA polymerase II
Cellular component (GO): nucleus
Molecular function (GO): protein binding
Source: RefSeq, a predicted model, not a curated record